AUGCCUACUACUACGGUCACGAUAAACGACACACGCGUUCUGGCUGAAAUUGCAGACUGCAUUGCACGGUCCAAGAAAGCCAUUGUGGUGACUGGGGCUGGUAUAAGUACCAAUUGCGGUAUUCCCGAUUUCCGUUCCCAAGAUGGUCUCUACAACCUCGUUAAAUCAAGGUACCCUUCAUCGGUCGUCAAAGGCCGCGACCUCUUCGACUCGGUUCUCUUUUCGGAUCCCACCUCGACCCAGCUCUUUUACACGUUUAUAUCAUCACUGCGCAAUGAGAUAAUCAGGGUUAAGGAUACAACACCUACACACAAGUUUAUCCGGAAGAUGUCUGAGAGUGGGCGGCUGCUGCGAUGCUACACGCAGAAUAUCGAUGGCCUGGAAGAACGCGAGGGAAUGACGACGAACUUGGCGUUGGGAAAGGGGAAGAGGAAGAGGCCCAGCACUGUGCUGGCGGGCGUAGUGGAUAGUGAAGAGGAGAAGGGAUGUCAGGUUGUGCAGCUGCAUGGAGACCUCAAGAAUUUGAGGUGUACGCAGUGCCAGGGUCUGUGCAAGUACGAUAAAGAGCGGGUGGAGAGUCUCCUGGAUGGGACCCCCCCAGAGUGCCCCGUCUGUGCGGGGAAAGAUAAGGCGCGGAGAGAGAACGGGAAACGGGGGACGAAGGUGGGGAGCUUGAGGCCUAAUAUUGUUCUUUAUGGCGAGGAACACCCCCUUGCGGAGAAGAUUGGUUCUCUCACGUCCGCAGACCUUCGCUCAAACCCGGACAUAAUGAUAAUUCUCGGUACUUCCCUUAAAGUAUUUGGUCUUAAGCGCAUUGUUAGGGAGUUUGCUCGUGCUGUGCACGCACGUGGAGGGAAAGUUAUAUAUGUCAACAACACUCCUGCAGCAUACAGCACAUGGAAGGAUAUCAUUGACUACCAUGUCGACAUGGACUGUGAUGCUUGGGUCGCCGACGUAAAAAAAAGACGUUUCGACAUCUGGGAGCGCCAGUUGACAUUGGACCUAGGAAAAGUGACGAAGAAGGCGACGACGACGUCACCAUCCAGGCUGAGCAAGUCCAAGAAGAUCUUCAAGGAGGUGGAGCAGGAGAACGAGAUCAAAGCCCGGCCCAAGGCCAAGGCAACCGGUGCGAGGAAACCCCUGGGUACAAUGACAGGGAACGGGCCUCCAGGCAUUCUGAAGAAGUCCUUCAACUUCACGAUCCCAAUGUGCCCCCCAACCCCGCCACCGACGAACGGUUCCCGCUCGGAGAAGAGGUCGACUGUUAAGUAUGCAAGUACACCGUAUAACCCACCUUCAGUGCCUUCCACUCCUACCGGGCGGCGUAGCAGGUCGGCAUCAAUGUUCCCUACUUCGGUGCCAGCUACCCCGCAGGCAUCGCCAUCUCGCCUGAUUAGUAAACUGAUGUCGACCGUUCGAAUAAACUCGGCAACGAAAGAGCGACUACCCUAUUCUCCCCGACGCGGUAAUAGUCGCUGUGAUUCUAUGGAACAAAGCCCACUUCCAAAAGCGAAACGAAGAAUGUUAGAGAAGAGUAACCCGGUUAUAACAAGAUCAAAAGGGAGGGGGAAAGGAACGGGGUCGGAAUCAAGAGCAAGCCUAGAAAUGGAAGUCUGUGGAACGAUAACACUAAAGCCGCUACAGCUGGCGUCGGGCAUAGAGAGGAGGAUUUCACGAAGAUUGUCAAAGUUACCAGCAGAGGUUCCUGCCUAA
Molecule: messenger RNA, 1713 nt
Organism: Morchella importuna
Lineage: Eukaryota; Fungi; Ascomycota; Pezizomycetes; Pezizales; Morchellaceae
Exons: 3
Coding region: 1-1713 (570 amino acids)
Molecular function (GO): NAD+ binding
Source: RefSeq, a predicted model, not a curated record